This is a messenger RNA of Scaptodrosophila lebanonensis, 3708 nucleotides long. RefSeq names its product cyclic nucleotide-gated cation channel beta-3 (gene CngB). Gene Ontology annotation, cellular component: intracellular cyclic nucleotide activated cation channel complex; plasma membrane. Gene Ontology annotation, molecular function: protein-containing complex binding; cGMP binding; intracellularly cAMP-activated cation channel activity. NCBI's taxonomy places the organism in Eukaryota, Metazoa, Arthropoda, Insecta, Diptera, Drosophilidae. Gene Ontology annotation, biological process: monoatomic cation transmembrane transport. The record is from RefSeq and is a predicted model, not a curated record. The transcript is spliced from 6 exons. The coding region runs from base 468 to 3584 and encodes 1038 amino acids.
CAAACUUUGCAUAGAGUGCUGCGUAAUUGAGUGCAACCAGAAGGAGUCCAAUUUGUUUCUGAAUUAUUUAAAGUUUGUGUGAAAAAAUGUCGAGACACCUAAGAUCUGGUUAGAUGUAAGGGUAAUUUAUAGAACUUCGUCGCACACCUGUUGAAUUUUGGGUUGUUAGAUAAGUUGAAGUUGCGGGUGCCAUCGUUCAGAAUAUAUGUACUUAUGUAUGUACAUAUGUACAAGUAUAGUAUAUACUUGGAAGUGAAAAAUCAAUAUUCGCGAGCAUAUGCUAACAAAGUACUUUGAUAAGCCCAAUGCUCUGAAUAUAUUGCUAUUAAUCAAUCUGGGCUGUGUGUACCGCCCACAACUACAGCAAGCAACACCAACACUUCAAUUGUGGAGAAGCCUCGAGUUCAGAACCUGCCACGACCCUGAACUUUGCAGUGAACUCGCGAAAGCGCAGACUGCAAAACAACAUGGCCAGUAUGGGUCGUUUUGGUAAGUUCAACGCAAAAGCGGAGAGAGAGGAACUGGCUGCCAGCACAGCUUUGCUGAAAUCAUCGCCCAACAUUUUGGAAAAUUUCCCGUACGACGAUUUCUCCGUGGAGCACGCCCAGCUGAAGCGCAUGGCCACUUCACCGCAGGCGCCGCGAUUUAGCGAAACACUAGAGCGACAUGCUUUCAUCCGUAACGUGAUCAACACCCAGCCGUGCACGGGUCGCAAUGGCGAGCGACGUUACUCCACUCCCGGCGAGCAGCAGGCGCAUGUUCGACGAAGUUUGGAGGAGAUUUCUAAGGAUAUCAAAGAGAUCGAGCAGUUUCUGACCGCCACGGAGCAGGUAAUGCAGCGCGAAAAGCAAGUAGAGCAGGCCAAGGAGCAAAUAAAACGUAAGCGUGACUACCCCAACAAAGAGAACAAGACGCCCAGCCCAACUAAGAAAGUGACCUACAAGAUCAAUGCCUACAAGGUACCGCAGCGACGCCAGCGCCCGAAUAGUCCCCACUUCUAUUAUUCCCGAUUGUAUCUUCGCAACGGACGCAUUGGGUGCGUGGAAGCCGAGAAACAGGCGAACAAUAUUGAGAGCACACAUGCAUUAGUUAAAAAGAUUCUCCGAUAUGAGCACGAAAAGCCACUAGUCAGUCCGGCGAGUGUACGACGUGUCUUGACCGGUCGUGGCAGAGCAACGACAGAGGCUAUAGAUCUGACUCCACUACCGGGCGCUGUGCCCCUGGAGGUGCAACGUCAAGCGGAACUGACGGCAGCCACGGGACAGGUGAUAAUCCCAAAGGAGCCGGACCAUUGCGACAGCGUUUCGCAGGCCGUCUUCGAUGUGGACGACGACGAACAGGAUGUGCAAAUAUGCUACAAUGAGUCACCUGAACUGCAGAACGAAGACCGCAAUAUCCGUGCAGUUCGUUCGCCUUCCCUGAACACCAGUGAAAUUGUAGCUGUCCUUGAAGCUGAUGAAGAUGUGCCCACAGCCAUGUCCACGAUGCACAGUCAACGCUUAAGUAGUGCUGGUAGCCUAGAUUCUCAGAGUCAAAAGUUCUUGCGCGAUCAGGUGCGCCAUUUGGUUAGACGAUUUACGGCGCGAGCCAACAAAGUCAAGUCGCGUAUUGAACAGCCACCCACGCCCUCAAGCAGCGCAGGUUCAUCAUCGCCACCCCCACCGCCGACAUUGCAUGCAAGUACCAAGACCCUGCAUCCUUCUCCGGAGCACAAGGUUCGUCUGGUGCCCGCCGGACAAUCGCCACAUCGCGGCCGUCUCUUCGAGGCCGAUACACCACGCUCCAAUGUCUGGCUUUGCUCCAGUUUGUGUGGCGCCAACAAUGAUGAGCGUACACUUGAUCCGCAGGGCAAAAUCUAUAUUUCUUGGCUUUGUGUGGUCUCACUGUCGUUCCUGUAUAAUGCCUGGGUUAUUCCACUCCGUGCGGCCUUUCCCUUUCAGAAUCAGCAGAACACGAAUAUUUGGCUGGCCUGUGAUUUCUGCGCAGACAUUAUAUAUUUGCUGGACGUGGUGUUUUUCAAGCAUCGCGUCAUGUAUCUGUUCGAAGGGUUUUGGGUGAAGAACAAGAAUCUGACGCGGAAAAAUUAUAUGCGAAAGCUUCAAUUCAAGUUGGAUCUCUUAGCACUGUUGCCAUUAGAGUUGUUCUACCUAAAAUAUGGAACGGCCGCCGUUUGGCUACGUUUUCCACGCUUCUUCAAGAUUCAAAGCUUUUGGGAGGUGUUUCGUCUGCUAGAUCGUGUAAUUUCCUCACCACACUUCGUGCGUGUAGCGAAGACGCUGACCUACAUGCUGUACAUGAUACACAUCACAGCCGCUCUUUACUAUGCUUACAGCGACUACCAAGGAUUGGGACAAAAUCGUUGGGUCUUCAGCGGUAAGGGUCAUCCUUAUGUUCGCUGCUUUGCAUUCGCCACCAAGACGGCCACCUCUAUUGGAAAAAAUCCUAAGCCGGAGCGUUUGGGGGAGUAUGUCUUCAUGACGGUGGCCUGGUUAAUGGGCGUCUUCGUUUUUGCGUUGCUCAUUGGUCAGAUUCGCGACAUUAUCUCAACGGCCACGCGUAACAAGCACGAGUAUCGACAGCUAGAGGACGAGACUCUGGAGUACAUGAGACGUUUGAAUUUAUCACACGAGGUGCAAUCACGUGUCAAGAUGUGGUUUCGUUUCACCUGGGAGCAACAACGCACUCUAGAUGAGUCCAACAUUCUGGAUGCCUUACCUAUCAAUCUAAAGACAGAUAUAGCCAUUUCAGUGCACAUUCACACGCUUUCAAAGGUGCAGCUCUUCGCCGACUGCGAAGAAGCACUGCUUCGAGAUCUGGUGCUCAAGCUGCGCGCUGUUACCUUUCUUCCGGGUGACUUUGUGUGCCGGAAGGGCGAGGUGGGUCGCGAAAUGUACAUCGUUAAGCUCGGCCAGGUGCAGGUUAUGGGAGGUCCGAGUAGCGACGUGGUGCUGGCCACACUAACCGAAGGGUCUGUUUUCGGAGAGAUCAGCUUACUUGGAAUUAAUGGCGCUGAUCGGCGAACCGCCGAUGUACGCUCCAGAGGUUAUUCCAAUCUGUUUGUGCUCUCAAAGUCAGACCUAAGCGAGGUCAUCGCUUACUAUCCCAAUGCCCAAGCCAUUCUCAAAAAGAGGGCGCGCCAGCUGAUGCGAAAGAAUGCGGCAAGAGAACGCGAGGAAGAGCGGGAGCGGGCCAGGAGUGCACUGCAGGCAGACGUGGUUAUCGGUAAUCCAAAGACACCAGAGACGCCGCCUAAGCUGCUUCAGACAGUCAUACAGGCACUACCCUACGAGUCACCAGCGGUCAUGCUCAUCACCCGCGGCUCUAAGCGCAUGCGUCGUAAGAGACAUUCGUCGCAAAUGGAGACCAUUGUGGAGCCUACAUUGGAUGUGAGUGGUCACAAUGAUGUAUUGUGCAUGGAUGCUGCCUCAGUCAAGCCAGGUCGGGGCUCCCCAGAUCUACUAUCAUCCAUUCAGAAGGAGCUCGAGUCUAAGCACAAGUUUAUCAAUUUGACCGACUCGGAGAAGGCUUUGAUUAUAACGCAUUCGACGAAUAACUCCAUGGAAUGUGUGCAGGAGGAUGUCUAGGGUUAUUUAACAAAUAGAAUUGCGGUGUAGGUUGCGGUACAUGCAACACAAAUACCAAGUAUGUGCGCUUUAUAGAUAAAGUUGUCUAACAAUAUGCUUUAUUAAAAACUAUACUAUUUAAACA